AUGGAGGAACCAGCUCCCUUGCGCUGGUCGGGCGCGUUUCCUGUCGUUCAUCCAUCAGCUGUAGCAACCAAGAACCUUAGAGGCGACAAGAUCCUACUUCCUCAGUCCGCCCUCGAACAGUUGCUUGCUGCAGCGCAAUCCCGACCCUCCAAUACCUCGAGCCGAUCAGACCCUUGGUCUUAUUCCACAGCAUCACGAAGCGAUGCCGAUAGCGCACAGCAGUUACCGAAUCCCCUUACGUUUCGCCUCGUCAACCCGAAGAAUAAUAAUGCGGUCUUUGCGGGUAUCAGGGAGUUUUCAGCUUCCGAGGGAACUCUGGGGUUGAGCUCGUGGUUGGCGGAAGCUCUUGAAGUGCAAGAGGAGGAUUGCUUAUCACUCAGCCAAACGGAAGACUCCAUUGAAAAGGACCCGGCGCUUUUCCAGGAGGGAAACAUGGACAUGGACGGUAUUCAAAUCAAGGUCGAGGCGCGACAACUUCCGAAGGGCACCUAUGUGCGACUUCGACCCUUGGAGGCGGGGUACAAUCCGGACGAUUGGAAGCCACUGCUCGAACGACAGCUCAGAGAAAACUUUACUACACUCAGCACAGGCGCCAUGUUGACAGUGAAGGGCGCACGUGGUGAGGAGUUCAAGCUGCUUGUGGACAAGGUUGCUCCUGAGGGAGAUGGCAUCUGUGUUGUGGACACAGAUCUUGAGGUUGACAUUGAGGCUUUGGAUGAAGAGCAGGCCCGGGAAACGUUGAGACGCAUCAUGUCAACACAACGAGGAACAUCGGGCGGUAGCUCUUCAGGCGGAGAGAUUGAUAUAUGGAAGCCAGUUGAUGGGCAGGUACUCGAGGGCGAAUAUGUGGACUAUGUCCUGCCAUCAUGGAACCGAUCUCAGCCUCUCGUCAUCGAGUUGAGCACCAGCGAAGACGAGGAUGCACUGGAUCUUUUCAUCACGCCAAAGUCUUCCCGACAGCGAGCGCCCCCGCGAGAAACAGCCCAUGUAUUUGGCGAUUUCUCUCCAGCGACGAAUGGAAAGAAAACUGUUGUGUUAAGUCCCACCAACGUGGAACUUGAAGGGGCCGAGCAGAUCUUGAUAUCCGUCCAUGGCUAUAAACAUCUAGACGCCGGGGAGAGCUCUACACAGGCACUUCAAUACUCAUUACGAGCCAGCGCCAACUUGCCAGACGAGCAGUCCGGGUCGAAUGGGGUCGACGGACAGGAGCACUCUCCUGAAGAUGUUCAAUGCAGCAACUGUUUACAGUUUGUCCCCAAGCGAACCAUGGUUCUUCACGAGAGCUUCUGCCGAAGAAACAAUAUCGUGUGUCCAGGCUGCAAGUCGGUUUUCAAGAAGGGUUCUCCGGAAUGGGAGGCACACUGGCACUGCGAGAAGGACGACGCAUUUGGAAACUCGACACAUAGCAGAGCGAAGCACGACGACGUCUUCCACACACAACGUCAAUGUCCUCACUGCGAGUUCUCGACCAAUUCGCUAGCUGAUUUGGCAAGACAUCAGACGAGCGUGUGCCCUGGAAAGCUUAUUCUCUGCCGAUUCUGUCACCUCGAGGUUCCCCAGGAAGGCGACCCAUUCAAUCCCAGUCCGGAGGUGGUGCUUUCUGGACUGACGGCACAUGAGUUGGCAGAUGGCACUCGAACAACGGAAUGCCACCUUUGCGACAAGAUUGUUCGACUUAAAGAUAUGGAGACACACCUUAAGCAUCAUGAGCUUGAUAAAGUGUCCCGGGUGAAGCCGCCUAUCUGCCGCAAUGCAAACUGUGGGAGAACAAUGUUUGGCGUUGGCCCAAGGGGUCAGGUCAGGCAGGCAGCUUCAACUGAGCAAGCCCAAAACGAUAUUGGGCUCUGCUCGAUCUGCUUUGGCCCUUUGUACGUGAGCAUGCACGACCCAGAGGGAAAGGCGCUACGACGACGAAUUGAGAGGCUUUAUCUUCGCCAGCUCAUGACGGGAUGCGGCAAGGCUCACUGCGCAAACUCGUGGUGUAAGACAGGACGAGCCAACGCAGGACUCGACCCGAAGCCCUCGAGUGCGAGGGAAGUUCUCCCUCUAGUGAAGCCGCUUCUUGCCAGCAUUCCGAAUAUGGACGAGCCGCUAUACUUUUGCGCCGAUGAGACGAGUCAGAGGAGUCGCAAGCUUGCAGAGAUGAUGUCCAGCGAGGGCGUCUGGGAUCUGGACUGGUGCAUCGCUGCGGGCGAAGCUGAGAAAGGGAACAUGGAUAAGAUGAGGGACUGGUUGCAGGCUUGGGCACCAACAAGAUAG
Messenger RNA from Fusarium keratoplasticum, 2259 nucleotides. Its product is annotated as AZUL domain-containing protein. The record is from RefSeq and is a predicted model, not a curated record. Gene Ontology annotation, cellular component: VCP-NPL4-UFD1 AAA ATPase complex. Gene Ontology annotation, molecular function: polyubiquitin modification-dependent protein binding. Bases 1 to 2259 code for a protein of 752 amino acids. NCBI's taxonomy places the organism in Eukaryota, Fungi, Ascomycota, Sordariomycetes, Hypocreales, Nectriaceae. The transcript has a single exon.